AUGGAGACGGGCAGCUGGCGAGACAGUUCUUCGGUUCUUUUGAGGAACGUCUCGAAAACUAUUGUUAUCGCCGUCGUCGUCGUCGUUGAAAUCAUGACUGUUGUUAUGAAGGACCUCGGAUCUGGUGCAAGUGGAGGUUUUGGAGCUUGGAGACUUCAAGCGAAUGCAAGUCGGGCAAAGACGAUCCUUCUCGAUAUCGCCACGCCCACGAACAUGUCAAGAGGUGAUCCUCCUUCGCCUCCUCCUAACCCUCCUCCAAGUCCCUCGAGGACCGUUUCCCUCUUAUACUUUGGACCUCCGCAUCAGAAAACACCCCAAUCACUGUUCAAUGACUCCCGAACUCGACCACAAUAUAAUGUCGACUACCACGGAAAGAAAAAAGACAUUGUUUGGAAGACCAUGGGUACAUCGGAGGUACAUCUGGGCGUAUGGACAGACACAGAGAUUAACACUCGCUUGGUUUUUAUUGGAGCAGGUAGACUGGCUUUCGGCGUUCCUUAG
This is a messenger RNA of Drepanopeziza brunnea f. sp. 'multigermtubi' MB_m1, 501 nucleotides long. The record is from RefSeq and is a predicted model, not a curated record. NCBI's taxonomy places the organism in Eukaryota, Fungi, Ascomycota, Leotiomycetes, Helotiales, Drepanopezizaceae.